Apus apus (common swift) is the source of this 1181-nucleotide messenger RNA. RefSeq names its product neuromedin B receptor (gene NMBR). Gene Ontology annotation, biological process: bombesin receptor signaling pathway. The transcript is spliced from 3 exons. Lineage: Eukaryota; Metazoa; Chordata; Aves; Apodiformes; Apodidae. Bases 4 to 1170 code for a protein of 388 amino acids. Gene Ontology annotation, cellular component: membrane. Gene Ontology annotation, molecular function: bombesin receptor activity. The record is from RefSeq and is a predicted model, not a curated record.
AGGAUGGAGGCAGAGCUGCUGCCCGAGCUCACAGCAAUGCCCCUCGGGGGGAAUGGGAGUGCCCGGCUUGUGCCAGACACAGCUCCGCUGCCCUCGGCACAGGACACGGCCAUGUUCAUUGUCCGCUGUGUGAUCCCUUCUCUUUACCUGCUCAUCAUCAUUGUGGGCUUGCUGGGCAACAUCACCCUCAUGAAGAUCUUCAUCUCCAGCAGUGCCAUGAGGAGCGUGCCCAACAUCUUCAUCUCCAGCCUCGCUGCUGGUGAUCUGCUGCUCCUAGUGACCUGUGUGCCCGUGGAUGCCUCUCGGUAUUUCUCUGAGGAGUGGCUCUUUGGGGAGGUGGGCUGUAAGCUCAUUCCUGCCAUCCAGCUCACCUCCGUUGGUGUCUCUGUCUUCACCCUCACUGUCCUCAGUGCUGACAGAUACAAAGCAAUUGUAAAUCCCAUGGACAUCCAGACCUCCAGUGCAGUGCUAUGGACCUGUGUGAAAGCUGUUGCCAUCUGGGUAAUCUCCAUGCUCCUAGCAGUUCCUGAAGUGGUGUUCUCCCAACUGGCCCACAUCAAUGACACGAAUAAUGUCACUUUCACAGCAUGCAUACCAUACCCCAUGACAGAUGAUAAGCAUCCAAAGAUCCAUUCUGUGAUGAUUUUCCUGGUGUAUUUCCUUAUCCCUCUUGCCAUUAUUAGUAUCUAUUACUAUCAUAUUGCAAAGAGUUUGAUAAAAAGCGCUCAUAACAUUCCUGGGGAAUACAAUGAGCAUUCGAAAAGACAGACGGAAACUCGGAAACGUCUGGCAAAAAUUGUUCUAGUUUUUGUCGGCUUCUUUGCUAUCUGCUGGUUUCCUAACCACGUGUUAUACAUGUACCGAUCUUUUAAUUACAAUGAGAUCGAUCCAUCCACAGGACAUAUGGUUGUUACCUUAGUAGCCCGAGUGCUAAGCUUUUGCAACUCUUGUGUCAACCCAUUUGCACUGUAUUUUCUCAGUGAGAGCUUUAGAAGACAUUUCAACAACCAGCUUUGCUGCAGGAGGAGAGCUCAGCAAGAGAGAUCUGCCAGUUACUUGCGCAACUCUUCUGCCAUCCAAAUGACCUCCCUGAAAAGCAAUACCAGGAACACAGUGACUAGCAUGACACUAGUGAAUGGACACAACUUGAAACAAGAAAUGUCAUUAUGAUUUAAUAGGUG